UCGGUGCGGCACCGCUGGUCCCGGGGGAGCUGGAGGGCGCACCUGGCGCCUGGGGCGCCCGGGGGCACUCGCGCUGGUGUCGGUCCACAUUGCCAGGCGCGCAGCUGCCAGCGCGCUCCCUCCCCGCCAGACCCAAGUGGAGUGAGUGGCUUGUCUAGCGCCCGGCGCGCACCAUUAUCCAAUUGCUUCCCGUUUUAUUCGCAGGCUGGGAGCGGAACGAGCCCGAGCGUUUGUUCCCUUGCAACCCUCAAGGGGAGGAGUGGGUGCGGACGUGGAGGGGAGAGAGAGAGACGCUCCCGGCUCCACCUCGGCCUCUGCAAAGGCGAGCAGCCCAGCAGCAGCAGCAGCAGCAGCAGCAGCUGCAGCAGUAGCAGCGGCAGGAGCAGCAGCGCGCCCCGCCGCCCGGAGCCCCGCGAUGGAGAUGGCAGAGGCGGAAUUGCACAAGGAAAGGCUGCAAGCCAUAGCCGAAAAAAGAAAGAGGCAGACUGAAAUAGAAGGCAAGCGACAAGAGCUCGAUGAGCAGAUACUUCUGCUGCAGCAUUCCAAGUCCAAAUUGCUUCGGGAAAAAUGGCUACUACAAGGCAUACCUUCUGGAACUGCUGAAGAGGAGGAAGCCAGAAGGCGGCAGUCUGAGGAGGAUGAGUUCAGAGUAAAACAACUUGAAGAUAACAUUCAGAGGCUGGAGCAGGAAAUACAAGCGCUAGAAAGUGAAGAGUCCCAGAUUUCUGCCAAAGAACAAAUCAUCUUAGAGAAACUAAAGGAGACAGAAAAAUCCUUCAAGGACUUUCAGAAGAGCUUCUCCAAAACGGAUGGAGCUAUAUACGCCAUGGAAAUUAAUGUGGAGAAAGACAAACAAACUGGAGAGACCAAGAUUCUCUCUGCAACCACCAUUGGCCCAGAGGGGGUCCAUCAGAGAGGAGUCAAAGUCUGUGAUGAUGGUACCAAAGUAGUGUAUGAGGUGCGUUCAGGAAGCACCAUAGUAGAAAACGGAGUGCACAAACUAAGCACAAAGGAUGUAGAAGAGCUUAUUCAGAAGGCUGGAAAAUCAAGUUUAAAAGCAGGGCACGUGUUAGAGAGGACUGUGAUUACAGAUGGACAUCUCGGCCACCCUAAGGAACACAUGCUCUGCAAAGAAGCCAAGUUAGAAAUGGUACAUAAGUCUAGGAAAGAUCAUUCUUCUGGGAACCCAGGGCAGCAGGUUCAAGCCCCCAGCACCAGAGGGCCAGAGGCAAACUUGGAUCAGCCAGUCACCAUGAUUUUCAUGGGUUACCAAAACAUUGAGGAUGAAGAGGAGACAAAAAAGGUGCUAGGCUAUGAUGAAACCAUCAAGGCUGAAUUGGUCCUCAUUGAUGAAGAUGAUGAAAAGUCAUUGAGGGAGAAGACAGUGACGGAUGUGUCCACGAUCGAUGGAAACGCAGCUGAGCUUGUGUCUGGACGGCCGGUCUCAGACACAACAGAGCCCUCAUCCCCAGAAGGCAAGGAAGAGAGCCUGGCCACAGAGCCUGCCCCAGGUACCCAAAAGAAAAAGCGCUGUCAAUGCUGUGUUGUCAUGUGACCACUCUAUCUUCCCUUUUCUUCUGGGCAGCCUCUGUGCACUCCACCACUUCUGUAGACCUCACUAUACCACUAACUGCAAUACUGUGAACUGGAAGCAAACACCUGCCUUGCCUUGCAGCUGGAUUGCUUUGAUUCCUUUUUCCCCCCUUUCAUUUUUCUCCAGUUUCCUCACCCAAGAGACAGCGUGCAUGUGUGUGCUUCAUUCUUUCCAAGAACUUGCUCUUCUUCUAACCUUUCCCUGUGUCUUCAAGAGUGAAUCAAUUCCUUACUGCUCACUUGGAAUGAACUCUUCAUAUCAGCCAAUUAUAUAGUAGCCUUAAUCCACCUGACUGGAACCGAACCCAUUGGUACCAGGGCUUUCAUUUUGUAGUGUGUUCUUAAAAUGUAGUCAUUCAUCACCACGUCGCUGAGUUCUCACUUGCCUCUCUUGCUGUGGAUUUUGCUUUUAUAUCUUGUGUGGCAAAAUGCUGUUGGCUCCAGUUUGGUUGCUAGUGUAGCCAAAAGUGGACCUUACUUAGUCUGUCUAAUCUAGGGUGAUGCUUUUUGCUGCCUUACAUAACCUUCCAGAUUACAGUAUUGUGCAUCUAUGGCUUAUCUUCUGUUAAAACUGAAAUGAACUUGAUGUAAAAGAAAAGAACCCAAUUCUUGUUGCAGCUGAAAUUAGGGACUGACCCCAUAACCUGCCAAUCAGCAACUCUCUCUUUCUAUGGCUUACCUAAUGGAUCCUUUAUAUAAGAAUCACCAUUUUACAUUUUCUAUGGACAUGAAACAAACAUUAUUUUAAGCAUCAGUAGUUGCCUCCAAAUGUAAGCAAAUCCAUGAACCCUUGCUUCAACCUCUCAAAAAUGUAAACUUUUAUAGUUUCUUGGUCAUGAAUAUUUUUGAUCAUGCUAAUCUAUUUCAACAAAGGGAUCAUUUUGAGGAAUAACUCUGCAGUGACCCCAUUUCUGUCUUUCUGACUAGUAGUGGUUGCUGCAAUCUCCCUUCAUUGUGGAUGGUGCUGUAUCUGAAGUAACUUCAUCUUGUCUGCCUGAUUUGAUUACAGAGCCUUAUAUCUGGAUUCUUUUCUUUCUGUUCCCCUGAAAAAUAAAAUUUCUCUCAUAAUAUCACUA
Suncus etruscus (white-toothed pygmy shrew) is the source of this 2669-nucleotide messenger RNA. Its product is annotated as paralemmin-2. The transcript has 7 exons. The record is from RefSeq and is a predicted model, not a curated record. The coding region runs from base 416 to 1555 and encodes 379 amino acids. Gene Ontology annotation, biological process: regulation of cell shape. NCBI's taxonomy places the organism in Eukaryota, Metazoa, Chordata, Mammalia, Eulipotyphla, Soricidae. Gene Ontology annotation, cellular component: membrane.